Sclerotinia borealis F-4128 is the source of this 1692-nucleotide messenger RNA. The record is from the annotation of a GenBank genome assembly. Lineage: Eukaryota; Fungi; Ascomycota; Leotiomycetes; Helotiales; Sclerotiniaceae.
AUGCCGUCUUCAAAGGUUGAAAGCCCUGUACAGUUAAAUGACCUCUUUGAUCGGUCUAAACAUACCACUGUGAAGCCCGAAUUGUUAGAAUCAAGUCAACCAGGUUCGCGUCCACCUGUACCGGCGCGAAAUGACGUCAGCGAUUACCUUUCAAAGCGCUGUAAUAUUCUUGCCGAGGAAGAAAAUCCUUUCGAUUCACAAUUUGGAGGUGGUCCUACGAAGUUUGAAGGGAACAAUGCUCCAGGUGUGAACAACCUUCUACCUUUACCUUCUUUCCAUGCUUUACAAUCUGGGUCUGGGGGUGCUUUCAAUAAGGAUGGAUUACGGCAGGGUCCAUUGAGUCCCAACAUGCUCGCCGGUCCAAAAAAGCCUGCCUCCGAUUACUUCUCGGGAGAACAUGGUAUGGGUAUCAAUAUGGGUAUCAAUGAUGGACCGAGAGUGUUCACCCCUCAAGAAUCAGCUUUGAGGCAUCAGAGUCUACCGUCUGCCUCGGCUGCUCUGAGUCCUGGGAAUCCCCUUAUGUUUCCAACAUCACUUCUCAUUCCAGCCAUGCCAAGUCCAGGAAUCUUCGGGGGGAGUGUUGUCGCAACACCUGGAACGGCCGAAUUUCAGCGUACUGCUACUGAAAUUCGUGAGCGUCAACUUGCUACUAUCGCCCAAAACAAUAGAGCUUCUAUGCAAAGCAUUACUUCUCAACCUCAGGAGAUGAACGAAGAUGAUCAUCAUGACCUGGUUGACUUUAAUGAUGACAAUCAAUCCAAUGCAGCCACGAGUCUCUUUUUAUUGGCUAAUUCAGGGUCAUCUCGCGAUUCUUCACCCCACUACAAUAACAUCGCCUUGGGCCAACCACGACAAUCACUACAAGCGCAAGCCAUCACGACGCAGCAACAAGUAUUACAACGAAACCAACAAAUCUUGAAUCAACAGAUGAGUCAGCAGAUGAACUCUGUGCAAGGGCAUGGUCAGAUGGCUGAUCAAAUUGCUGGUCAAUCAAAUAACUCUUCCUCGAUGAAUGGUCAUUCGACGAACCAAAGGACUAGGAAUACUUCCAUAAACUCAAACUCAACGGAUCCUGAGAGUAACGGUUAUGAAAACGACAUGAAUGGACAUGGUGUUCAGACUACAACCGGCAAUAAGAGGGCAAGCACAAAACGAAAAGGCAAUGCUUCCAAACCUUCGCCAAAGAACAAUAAAAAGUCAAAAGGGAACAAUGCAGCUGCUCAUCAGAAGCAAGAGGAAUUGAAGCAUGAAGAAUUCACAAAUGAAGAUUUAGACAACAUGGAGGAUCAAGAUCUAGCUGAUUUCGAAGAGAAUGAAGAGAGAAAUGACAAGGGUAAAUCCAAAAAACCCGAAACAGAUGACGAGAAACGCAAGAGCUUUCUUGAACGAAACAGAGUUGCUGCCCUUAAAUGUAGACAGCGGAAGAAGCAAUGGCUCAACAAUUUACAAGCCAAAGUUGAUACGUACACCAAUGAGAAUGAGCACCUCCAACAGAAAGUUCAAUCGAUGGAAAAUGAAAUUCACCAAUUGAGAACAAUGCUGAUGGCUCAUAAAGAUACUCCUCUUGGUCAACAACAAGGUCUUCCGGCAUAUGUAAUGCCUCCACUUUACGAAGAUCAACCACAUAUACAUCAAGCUCAGAAUCCAUAUGGUAUGGCAGGAAUGCAUUCAUCUCAAAGUCCCAACAUGUAA